Molecule: messenger RNA, 522 nt
Organism: Ruditapes philippinarum (Manila clam)
Lineage: Eukaryota; Metazoa; Mollusca; Bivalvia; Venerida; Veneridae
Product: atrial natriuretic peptide-converting enzyme-like
Exons: 6
Biological process (GO): dendrite self-avoidance; homophilic cell-cell adhesion; axon guidance
Cellular component (GO): plasma membrane; axon
Molecular function (GO): cell-cell adhesion mediator activity
Source: RefSeq, a predicted model, not a curated record
AUGGUGGUGUUUUCAAAAGGGGAAAGGUGUGAUGGUCAUAGAGACUGCACUUUUGGUGAAGAUGAAAAUAAUUGUACAUACUGUAUGGACGAAGAACAUCAUUGUGGGGGUAAGGUGUGUAUUCCAUUAGAGCGUAUUUGUGAUGCUAUAGAAGAUUGUCAAGAUAAAUCAGAUGAGGCUAAUUGUGGUAUACAAGUGAAUGUAAAAAAUUCAGUAGAGGAAGUAUUCGAGGGUGAAACUGUGAGGUUUUUAUGUGAAGCUACUGUCAAGUUGGACCAUAUUCCAUAUGAAAUAAAAUGGAGUAAGCAGGAAGAGAACAUGGAAAAGCCAAAAAAUACAGAAGGAGGUACACUGGUGAUCAGGGAAGCAAAAAUUAGCGAUUCUGGGGUUUAUGUGUGUACAGGCAGUAACUCUAUCUCUGUUGAUACAGAUAAUGCUAAGCUGAUUGUUAAUGAAAGAUGUCCAGGGUGUCCAGGUUUAAGUUUGAUUCCAUGUAUAAAUGAUAUAUUUCAGGAUGUCCAG